ACGUGGGAACAUCUUUUGCUGGGCCAAGGAUAGAAAAUGGGCGUACUACCUCAUGGUGGAUGGUUGACCUUGGAAAUGAUCAUCAGCUAAUGUGCAACUAUUACACAUUGCAACAGGACGGGUCAAGGUCAUAUAUAAGAUCAUGGAAGUUUCAGGGCUCAAUGGAUGGCAAGACUUGGACAGACUUGAGAAUACAUGAGAACGAGGAGACAGUAUGCAAGCCCGGUCAGUUUUGUUCAUGGCCGAUUGUUGGACCCAACACCCUGCUCGCUUUCCAGUUCUUCAGGGUUGUUCUCACAGGUCCAACUUCUGAUGCUUCUAAUCCCUGGAACUUCUGCAUCUGCUUUUUGGAACUCUACGGCUACUUCAACUGAUGUUAUAAUGUACGUGCUGCUACGUUGUUAUCCCACGUCCUGCUUUUACGGCCUCUGUACACGGAAGAUUUCUGGGUGUGGCUUUACAGUUUCUGGAGAUGGAAAAUUUGCAGUGCUGCUUCCAACUGACUUUUGAAGAUCCAUAGACAAUCACAGGCAGAAAAUAAUUGAGUGUCAUACUUUUUGGUUGCUUCAGACUGCUUGAAAUUAAAUAGAGGCGUUUUCCUUGUUA
Messenger RNA from Carica papaya (papaya), 606 nucleotides. The record is from RefSeq and is a predicted model, not a curated record. Lineage: Eukaryota; Viridiplantae; Streptophyta; Magnoliopsida; Brassicales; Caricaceae.